Dendroctonus ponderosae (mountain pine beetle) is the source of this 2916-nucleotide messenger RNA. It is a transcript of the gene Su(var)3-3, whose product is annotated as lysine-specific histone demethylase 1A. The transcript is spliced from 13 exons. The record is from RefSeq and is a predicted model, not a curated record. Lineage: Eukaryota; Metazoa; Arthropoda; Insecta; Coleoptera; Curculionidae. Gene Ontology annotation, molecular function: flavin adenine dinucleotide binding; protein binding; serine-type endopeptidase activity. Gene Ontology annotation, cellular component: nucleus. The coding region runs from base 130 to 2448 and encodes 772 amino acids. Gene Ontology annotation, biological process: proteolysis; regulation of DNA-templated transcription.
AUGAUAAUUAACCUAACAUUUGGCGAUAGUAAUUUGUGUUCGUAAAUAAACAAAUCCGGUUUUUGUGUCGCGUUUUUGAAAUUAUUGUGGUUGUUUCGAACUUUUAUGAAUUUAUAAAACUGACCAGUCAUGAGCCGACGUAAGAAAGUCAAGAACUUUGACAUUAAAGACGAGAAAGAGGAAAAACCCAUUUCAACGGAGCCGGAGGCUCUAGACGUUCAAGAUAAGCCAAAAGCGGCGGUGAAUGAAAAGCGACCGGGCCCCAGCACUAGCAAAGGAAAUGCGACUAGGAAAGAUAAAAAAGAUGACUCAAAAAAAGAAAAAGAUGAUGAUAAACAAGAUAUUGACUCGGAGCUUGAUGACCCGGUUAUUAAGGAACUAUUUUCCGGCCUUGAUGGGGCUGCUUUUCAAAGCAGGAUGCCUUUCGACAAAUUGACUUCAACAGAGGCUGCAAGUUUUCCUGAUAUUGCCAGUGCAGCUCUACAAACAAUUAAAGUCUACUUGAAUAUACGAAACCGAAUACUCCAAAUGUGGCUGAAUAAUCCAAAACAACAGUUGAUUUUGGACAAUGUCAUUGAAAAUAUGGAGCCCCCCUUCAAUAGUGACCUGCCGCUGCUCAAGAGAAUUCACGCGUUUUUAGAGAGGAACGGAUUUAUUAACUUUGGGAUUUUUAAAAGAUUGCAACCAAUUCCCAGCAAAAAAUAUGGCAAAGUUAUUGUGAUUGGGGCAGGCAUCGCUGGACUGGCAGCAGCUCAACAACUUCAACAGUUCGGCUUGGAAGUUAUCGUUUUGGAAUCUCGAGACCGAGUUGGUGGACGGAUCGCUACUUUUAGAAAAGGGGACUACAUUGCGGACCUGGGCGCUAUGGUGGUAACUGGCCUUGGAGGCAAUCCAGUAACAACGCUAAGCAAGCAGAUUGAUAUGGAGCUGCAUAGGAUUAGGCAAAAAUGCCCCCUGUAUCAGUCCUGUGGCAUUACAGUCGAUAAGGAUAAAGAUGAAAUGGUCGAGAGAGAAUUCAAUAGACUGCUUGAGGCAACAUCAUACCUCUCGCAUCAGCUGGAUUUUAACUAUGCUGGAAACAAGCCCGUAAGUCUGGGACAAGCAUUGGAAUGGGUCAUCAAACUUCAAGAGAAACAUGUGAAGGAAAAGCAAAUCAAUCAUCUGAAGUCGGUGAUUGAGCUUCAAGACAAACUGAAGGAAAAUCACAAUUCCCGUAUACGCAUUAAGGAAUCCAUGCAAGAAAUUCAUGUCAAAUUUAAAGAACUGUCUGAUCUUGACGACAAAAGGGAUUUGGAUCAGGAGUUUGAGUUCAGGAGCGGUCGAAGGGACCUGAAUGCUCUAGCUAGAGAAUGGGAUGAACUCAAAGUGGAGGAAAAAGAUAUUGAGGCCAAAUUGGCCGAGUUAGAAGCGUCACCACCAAGACUGUUCAAUCGGACAGCAAAUGAUGUGUAUUUAUCUUCGCAAGACCGGCAGAUAUUGGAUUGGCAUUUUGCCAACUUGGAAUUCGCGAAUGCGACACCUUUAUCGAACUUAUCAUUAAAGCACUGGGAUCAGGACGAUGACUUCGAGUUUACCGGAAAUCAUCUAACAGUUCGGAAUGGCUACUCCUGCGUACCGGUGGCUCUAGCUGAAGGACUGGACAUCAAAUUGAACGCAGCAGUUAAAAAGGUCGAAUACAAUCAACAAGGUGUCGAGGUGACUGUUUACAACCCUCGCAAUCAACAGGCAAUCAACACUUACCGUGCUGAUGUUGCGUUAUGUACUCUGCCACUUGGAGUGCUCAAGCUGAGUGCGGUUUCAAGCAGUGGCCAAUUAAACACCGUACAAUUCAGCCCGCCCCUACCAGACUGGAAAACUUCCGCCAUCCAGCGUUUGGGUUUCGGCAACUUGAACAAGGUGGUGCUGUGCUUCGAACGGAUUUUCUGGAACCCGCAGGCAAACCUGUUCGGACACGUCGGAAGCACUACCGCUAGUCGUGGCGAACUUUUUCUGUUCUGGAACCUGUACAAGGCGCCGGUUUUAUUGGCGCUUGUGGCUGGGGAAGCUGCUGCCAUAAUGGAAAAUGUUACAGACGAUGUCAUUGUGGGACGGUGUAUCGCAGUCCUUCGUGGGAUUUUUGGACAGUCUGGAGUACCUCAACCCAAGGAAACGGUAGUAACUAGAUGGAGAGCGGAUCCAUGGUCGCGUGGUUCCUACAGCUUUGUUGCAGUAGGCAGUUCAGGUUCCGAUUAUGAUUUGUUAGCCAGUCCCGUCAUCCCACCUGGUACGCAAGGAACAUCCACGGCUUCAGGGCCUGCUAAGGUAUUUUUUGCCGGGGAGCAUACCAUUAGAAAUUAUCCUGCAACCGUUCACGGAGCCUUUUUAAGUGGGCUUCGGGAGGCCAGUCGAAUUGCUGAUCAAAUUAUUGGAAAUCCUUGCCAGCCCCAACCGGCCGAAGACAAGAAUUAGAUUCAGAUCAGUUGGGAUAUUAUUUUGUUAAAUGCCAUGUAUUUAGAGUAUUUUUGUGCAUGUUUAGAACGGUUGAAAGACCUGAAUUUUUGAAAUUUGUUGAAGGUAGUUCCUAUCUACUUGCUGUAAACAACGUGAUUUUUAUGUGGUUUCAAGUAUGAAGUUUUAACAUUGUUCGAACACAGUGGGUUUGUUAAAUUGUCUGUUUAAAUCAGCUGUAAGAUCCGUUUAUUGUCAACGGAAAAAUCAUGCAAAAUGCUUAACAUAAGCUUAAUUCAUAUUAAGUAAUUAUGUAAAAUUAAUCAUUAAUUGUAUACCAAUUGUUUGUAAUUCUGUAACUUAGAUUUAUAUUCCUAAUGAUUAAGAAUUUUUUGAAGAUGUUCUCUCGCAAUCUCUGUGUCGGUCGUUUUUUCCAUAGUGUUAAAUUUUUCUGACAAUUUUUUAAUAAAAAAUGCGCCAUUUUAAGAA